AUGGCUUGGCAGCUAAAUUUUCUGGUGAUGGCCAUAACUUGUUUCAUGUUAUUCCGAGCAAGCCAGCAGUCUUCACAGAGUGAGCUGCUGCAGCAGCUCAGGAAGCAGCUGGAGUACCCUAGGCAGCUUGAUGUCUGGAACAAUCCAAGUGGUGACCCCUGCAACACUCAGCCCACUUCAGUGGUUACCGUGUUGUGCGAGGGGAAUGACAUUACCGAGCUCAAGAUAGUCGGUGAUAGGAUCACCAAGCCACCAAAGUUCAGUGGCUAUCCUUUUCCCAAUGUCAGCCUCUCUGAAGCCUUUGUUAUCGACUCGUUUGUUACUACGCUGACAAGGUUAACUACCUUGAGGGUUGUUAUCUUGGUGUCCUUGGGCCUAUGGGGCCCUCUCCCCGAGAAGAUUCACCGCCUGUCUUCGGUGCAGGUGCUUGAUCUGAGCUCCAAUUUUCUGUAUGGAUCGAUCCCUCCAAAGCUGUCGGCCAUGUCGAAGCUUCAGACCCUGACACUGGAUGGUAACUACUUCAAUGGGACCGUGCCAGACUGGUUUGGUUCGCUCUCGAACCUCACCGUCCUUCGCUUGCAGGGCAACCGUUUAAAGGGGUCAAUACCAGCAUCAGUUGGUAAAGCUACAAUGCUUACAGAGCUAGCUCUUGCCGGCAAUAACAUCUCAGGCGAGGUUCCACUUUUGGUUAGUUUAAAUAGACUUGAGAUGUUGGAUUUGAGGGACAACGAGUUAGAUGGAGAGCUUCCAGACAUGCCUACAUCAUUGGUAACAGUCCUGCUUAGCAAGAACUCUUUCAAGGGUGAAAUCCCUGAAAAGUUUGGUCAACUGAACAGGCUUCAACACCUUGAUCUCUCGUUCAACUUUCUUGAGGGCAAUCCUCCUGAAAAACUCUUUGGUCUCCCAAACAUCAGCUAUUUGAACCUGGCAGCAAACAUGCUCAGUGGAUCACUUCUGAGUAGCUUAACAUGCAGCAGCACCCUGGGAUUUGUGGAUUUUUCUACUAACCGACUCACAGGUGACCUGCCUGCUUGCCUAAAUGCUAAUUUGAAUAACAGGGUUGUUAAGUUCGACGGGAAUUGCUUUAGUGCUGACCCUGAACACCAGCAUGAAACUAAAUAUUGUGAACAGUCUCAUAAGGGAAGAAGAUCAAGCAAGGAUAUUGGACUUGUGGUCACUAUUCUCGGGAUAGUGCUGGUUGUUCUUGUUCUUUCUCUUCUAUUAGUGGCAUCAAACAGAAGAAACUGUCAGAGAGUUACAGCAGAACAACAGUUACUGCAAAAGCAUAUGCAAGAUAAUUCGACUCCAGGAACUUCCUCUGAACUGCUAGUAAAUGCAAGGUACAUAUCUCAAGCUGUGAAGUUUGGAACGCAAAUAAUGCCCACACAUCGUGUAUUUUCUUUAGAAGAGCUCAAAGAAGCAACAAAGUGCUUUGAAAGAUCAGCGUUUUUAGGCGAGGGAUCCAUUGGAAAGCUAUACAAGGGAAAACUUGAAAAUGGAACCGUGAUUGCAAUAAGAUGUUUGGCAUUGCACCAGCGAUACUCAAUAAGAAACCUAAAGCUUCGUUUGGAUCUACUUGCGAAGCUUCGCCACCCAAAUUUGGUUUGCCUCUUGGGGCACUGCAUUGACAGCGCAGUUGAUGAAUCAAGUGUAAAAAGGGUUUUUCUUGUUUAUGAAUAUGUACCUAGUGGAACUCUGUCUUCUUAUCUUUCCGGGUCCAGUCCCGAGAAAACACUGAAAUGGUGCGAUAGACUGCAUGUGCUGAUCGGCAUUGCAAGGGCUGUUCAUUUCUUACAUACAGGAAUAAUUCCUGGUUCUUUGUAUAAUCGGUUGAAAACUUCUAGUAUUUUGCUUGAUGAACACCAUAUGGCAAAACUGAGUGACUACGGUUUGUCCAUAAUAACAGAGGAGAUAUACAAACAUGAGACAAUUGGAGAAGGGAAGAGAUACGUGCAAAAUAAUGCUGAAGAACUGGAAAGUUUGCAGGAUGAUGUAUGUUCUUUUGGUUGUAUAUUACUUGAAGUACUUAUGGGCCCAAAACUACAUAGAAAAGGCGAUCCUUUUAUUUUAAGUGAACUGGUUUUGUCUAUAUCAAGCCAGGAAGAGCGCGAGCGUGUUCUGGAUCCUGUUGUGCUUGGCACCUCCUCACAGGAUUCGUUGUCGAUGGUGGUCUCCAUUACGAUCAAAUGCUUAUCCGUCGAAUCUUCGACCAGACCUUCCAUCGAAGAGGUUCUCUGGAACCUGCAAUACGCCGCACAAGUUCAGGCGACAGCGGACGGUGAUCAGCGAUCAGAAGUUUCCUCACAGGCUUGUUAGCACAAACUGAGCAUGGCAGCAUGGAGACCGCGAUUUAAGGAACGGAGCAAAGAUAGCGAUUAGUGAGGGACAUAUGCUCGAGUUAGGAUGGCUGUGACACUUAGACCGGGAAAUGGCCAAACAAACUGUUUGGAGCAAUCCUGCAUUCACUCUGCAGAAUUUGUAUAUAAAUACAGAUUAAGAUGGCAUGUCAAGUGUCCACAUAAGGUGUGGUCACUUGGUUUUGUACUGUAAAACUUUUCUGGCUUGUUUUGUGCAUCAAGUGUUGGUGCUUGUAUA
Molecule: messenger RNA, 2595 nt
Organism: Lolium rigidum
Lineage: Eukaryota; Viridiplantae; Streptophyta; Magnoliopsida; Poales; Poaceae
Product: probable inactive leucine-rich repeat receptor-like protein kinase At3g03770
Exons: 7
Coding region: 1-2316 (771 amino acids)
Biological process (GO): protein phosphorylation
Molecular function (GO): ATP binding; protein kinase activity; protein binding
Source: RefSeq, a predicted model, not a curated record